Messenger RNA from Paramecium sonneborni, 1475 nucleotides. The record is from the annotation of a GenBank genome assembly. Lineage: Eukaryota; Ciliophora; Oligohymenophorea; Peniculida; Parameciidae.
AAAUCUUUAAUUCAUGUCUAUAAAAUUACAUUCACCAUCUGGUUAAGGAAGAACAAAUAAAAUAUUAGUAGCAGCAAAGUUGGCUAACCUCCAAUUAGAAUUAGUUGAUACAUAAUUGAAUGACAAAAAUUACAAAGUAUUCUAAGAAAAAUUUCCAUUUGGAAAGGUGCCAGUAUUAGAAACCUAAGAAGGCAAUCUUUUUGAAAGCAAUGCUAUUCUUAGAUAUAUAGCGAGACAUUCAUAAGGAUUAUAUGGGUAAUAUAAAUAAUUGAAAUAUAGAAAAACACUUUAUUAAUAAGGAUUAGUUGAUUAAUGGUUAGAUGUAACAACAAAUGAAUUAGAAUGUGAUGUUGUAGCAGCUACAAUAUAAAUAUAAGGUUAGAUUCCAUCAUUUCCUACUUAAUAUUAAACAUCUUUAACUUAAAUUACUCAUACAUUAUCUAUAGUGAAUAAUCAAUUAGGAAAUUCUAAAUAUAUUUCAGGAGAAUCAUUAACUGUAGCAGAUAUUGCUUUAGCAUAAAGUGUUACAGUUGCUUUUACCUUUUUGUUAGGAGAAUAAGAAAGAAAUAAAUAUUAAAAUUUAUUAAAAUGGUUGAAUGAAAUUAAUUCACUUCCUGAAUGGAAAGCAGUAAUUUAGAAAAUUAUUAUUUUUAGGAAUUUGGUAGACCAAGAUUCCCAAAGAAAGCAUUCACUUUAAUAGUAGUAAUUGAAGAAUAAAAAGAUAAGAAAGAUAAGAAAGAUAAAAAGGAUAAGAAAGAUAAGAAAGAGAAAAGUUAAGAAUAACCAAAAUAGAAAGAGUAAUAGGAAUAACCAAAAUAAAAGGAAUAAUAGGAGAAACCAAAAUAAUAAAAAGAUUAAACAAAAUAAUAAUAAGAUUAACCAAAAUAAUAACCUAAAUAAGAAGAAGAUGAUGAUGUACCAAAAAAGAAAGAAACUAAUCCUUUAGAUUUAUUACCACCUUCAACUUUUAAUAUUGAUGAUUAUAAGAGAAUAUUCUUUGCAGAAAAGGAUAUUAAUAAAAAUAUUGAAACUCUUUUUUCAACCAUAGAUUUAAAUGGAUGGUCUUUAUGGUUUGUGAAAUAUAAUAAAUCAGAAAAUGAAGGAAAAUAAUUGAUUCUUACAAAUAAUUUAAUGAAAGGAUUUAUAAACUAAAGAUUAGAUUAAAAUUUCAGAAAAUAUGCUUUUGCAAUUCAUGGAGUUUAUGGUGAUGAACCUAAUCUUUUCAUAAGAGGAGCUUGGUUAUGGAGAGGAACAGAAGUACCAAAAGAAUGGGUAUUUAUUAUUUUAAUAAUGAAUUUAGAAAGAUCAUAUUGCAUAUGAUUAUCAUGAAUUUAUCAAAGUUGAUGUUUAGAAUGAAGGUUAAAAAUAAUUAUUUAUUGAUUAUUGGGUUAAAUAAGAAGAAGAUGUAUCAGAAGUUGAAGGAUUAAAAGCCAGAAGUUUAAUGUAUUUCAGAUGAGAUUUAUAUUAAUAUAACA